Messenger RNA from Penicillium brevicompactum, 885 nucleotides. RefSeq lists its product as uncharacterized. NCBI's taxonomy places the organism in Eukaryota, Fungi, Ascomycota, Eurotiomycetes, Eurotiales, Aspergillaceae. Gene Ontology annotation, molecular function: RNA-DNA hybrid ribonuclease activity; nucleic acid binding. Bases 1 to 885 code for a protein of 294 amino acids. The record is from RefSeq and is a predicted model, not a curated record. The transcript has a single exon.
AUGUCUCGAUACCCCAAUAUGAGUGGACAACUGGGGAAUCUUCCAAUCAGACGCAAGCGCAGUGCGCCAUGGGAAGAUGACGGAAGCUCCCCACACCCAAACAAAAUCUUGAAGGUUUUACAGCCACGAUCGUUUGAUUUCGGAGAAGGCAAAAUUCAAGGAUUUACGAACUUUGGGCUGCCAUAUAAUGAACAAAUUGAAUUCGCGAGCAAUAUCGACGCAUUUCCGGCUACAGAAUGCCUCAGUAAGCGAGUAAUUCUGUGGACAGAUGCUUCCGUUCGUGAGCAAUGUGGAGCCGCUGCCGCCGUGUGGAAAGAGACCAGGCCUCCCGGCAACAAGACUACUACCAAGUGGGCAGCCCUGGAAAGAUGUUACCCAACCAAAACAAAGAAUAACAACGCCGUGGAACUCUUUGGGAUAGCCGAAGCCAUGGAGAAGGCAAUUGAUCUCCUUGAAAGGUCCUCCGCAAAUGCCCUUUGCCAGCAGAACAGCGAUCCCACAAUUUUCGAAAAUCUGAUGCGGACAUACCCUCACCAAUUGACUCGGUCUCUUCUCCAUGACUUUUUCAGAGAAGUCUUCAUCUUUACGGAUAGCACGAAUGCGUUGAAUAUGAUAUCCAGGUUCAAUAUUCGACAUCCGAACAGGGGGCCGUUGGAAAGGGAACAGCUUAUCAGGAUUUUUCAUUUGUCUUGUCAGAUGCAAAAAAGUGGUAUUCACCUGGAGUUCCAUUGGGCAAAGGGACACUCCCACCUCCGAGGGAACCAGAUGGCCGAUCAGUUGGCGGGACAUUGGUCCAAGGAAAUGGCCAGGAUCAGGUAUCAUUCUCUAGGACCUGCAGCCAAGAAUACCUUCAAUCAGGUCGUCAGCAACCGGGGCGCGACUUAA